GUUUUGAUUAUGCCAUGCAUUGUGGCGGUUCGAUGGGGAGCAGGUCAGUUUUUGACGUGAGUACUGAGUACUUACCGGUUUAUAAAUACUGCGAGUUGAGACGAGUUUGCGAAAUGCACUGAGAUAGUUGUAUAUGUGUGCUCUCAGCUCUGGUUCAGACUUUCAGAGUAGUUAGUUCGGGGAACCCCUUCGGGAGGAGAGUCAAAUAGUCGACAAUCGGACAGAGGAAGGAUAAGGACUGUUCUUGCUGAUUGCAUUUACGUGCCCCGAAGAAGAUGUCGAUCGCGUUAGAUUUCAACGAAUUUCUAGAGAAAGCAACAGAACCGAAGCAACGCGAGCCGAAUCAUGUUGCGAUUAUUCGUUUAUGUGAGAUGAUCGAUGACGAAAAAAUAAGACCAGAGAAUGCAGUACAAGCCAUACACUGCAAAAUAAUCGAUGAAAAUCCUCAAACUGUUUUGUUUGCACUCAAGGUGCUAGAAGUUGUUUUUCUUAAGUGUGGAAGUAUCAUCCACAAAGUGAUUUGCACACCAGAGUACAUGAGCCUAUUGAAGGAUAUUAUAACAUCAACGGAACACAAAUCUAUAAAAGAUGAAAUUAUACGGUUAUUGGAAAGGUGGGCAGAUUUGUUCAAGUAUUUUCCGCAGUACUCUGAGCCACAGAGAUUACUCGAGUCAUUGAGACCUAAUGCCGAUGGUUCGACUAAUGGGCAACACAAUAAUAGGAAUGCUAGAUUAGAGCAGUUUAGAAAGAAUUAUGGACUCCAAUCAGACAGUUGUUCAAGCACAGUUAUGAUUGAUUCAAGAAAAUUAAAUGACAACAAUAUGAAUUCAGAAAAAACUGACACAUCUUUGAGUGAAAAAGAAAAUGAAUUUGAAUCAGCAUUGCAUGAAUACCAAGCAAAGAAAAAACAAGACUAUAAACGAUUUUUAAAAUCUCAAGGUAUGCCUACGUCUUCAGAUGAAGAAGAAGAUAACGCAGCUAGGAAAAGUGAACAAGCUUGUGCUUCCAGCAUGAAUGGAUGCCAAGAAAAGUGUAGAAAUAAACACUUAGAUAAAUCUCACAAAUUACCAAAAGAUUUGGAGAAUAUUAAAAAACAAAGACAUCGUCUAAAUGCAGAAGCUCAAGCAGUCAGAAACACUAAACACCAAAAUUUCUUAGAUGAUUGUGGCAAUAGUUCUGUAGAAUUGAGUCAGUGCCAAGAUAGCAAUUGUAAACAUUGUGGAAGGUAUAAAAAAAAAUACGAACCUGAAGAAACUGUAGUAACCAAACGUUGGCCUUUAGAAAUAAGAAAAAUCAAAGAAAGUAAGGAAAAGCUCAAAAACGAUUAUGAAGAUUACAAAAAAUUGAAAAAAAAAGCUUACUAUGGUCACGAAACUGAUACAGGCAUGGGUCAAGAGUUAGGAAGUACUUCAGUAAAGAAAUUGUUAACAAAAGGAAUAAAUGAAGAAGAAGAGCAAUUAAAGCGGGCCAUUUUCUUAAGUCAAAUGGAAAAUGAACCUCUUAUUGGUCAACACGAUUAUCUUGAAGAUGAGGAUGGUCUUCAGCUAGCUAUAGAUAUGAGCAUUGCUGAAGCAGAAAACAACCGUGUUUCCCCUGUGCCAAAUUCAGAUGAUGGAGAUUUAGAGCGAUCUCUUGCUAAGCAACUAUGUUUAAACGAAACUAAUACGAAGAAAAUAGAAACUGACGAUUCGACUAAUAGAAAUAUUGGGCUAUGCAUAAUAUGUCACAAUAAAAACUUUUUGAGACGAUUUGAACCCUGUAAUCACAGGUGCAUUUGCCACGAGUGUGCUGACAAAUAUAAUUCACAAAUGUGUCCUUUUUGCAAACAUUAUUAUAGUACCAUAUCAUGGAACAUGUAAAAUAUUCAUAAUGCAUUUUCAUAUUUUUUAUAAAAAAAAGGGUAACGUACGUAUUAUUAAAAAAAAAAAAAAUGAAAAUGUUAAGUGAAGUUUGUCUUGUCAGUGCAACACAUAAAUGAUGUACACACUUUGAUUACAAAAUGAUGUUUAAGAGAAUAAAGAAUUGUGCAUCUUUAUAUUUUUUUAUUUAA
Molecule: messenger RNA, 2050 nt
Organism: Nasonia vitripennis (jewel wasp)
Lineage: Eukaryota; Metazoa; Arthropoda; Insecta; Hymenoptera; Pteromalidae
Product: MND1-interacting protein 1
Exons: 14
Coding region: 276-1859 (527 amino acids)
Molecular function (GO): phosphatidylinositol binding; ubiquitin binding
Source: RefSeq, a predicted model, not a curated record